GUUCCUUCCAUCCUAGUUGCAGUUCCUUGUCCGCAGAAGCCAGUAAAGUCAAGCAAUGAGUACAUCAGAGCAGAAGAAGAUAUUUGUUACUAGGAGAAUACCCCCAGAAGGCCAGAAACUCCUGUCUCAGGCUGACAGGUAGGGACCACUGGCUGUAUGUGGUUAUGAAGUCAGUCCUCUGUGGAAACGUUUUGCCAGCACGGUACCUAGCUCUCAUUAUAUCUGAUAUGGUUGCCAUAUACAUUGACCUCUUGCACACAUGCCAUCCCAUGAAAAGUGAUGCCCUUCAGUAUGUAGAAUGUAUAUGGUGCAGAGAAAUAGAUCUAUUGUUUUAGAUUCCAUAUGCUAAUCACUAGAUCUAUAGCUCUAGUCUUCCAUAUUACUGGGACAUCUUGUCAUAUAAAGCUAAUCAAUGUAAUUCCUGCUUAAUUAAGCCAUUUUUGGGUUGUAGAUAAUGCCCCUGCAGUCUCACUGCUCAGUUCUCUGCUGUUUGAGUGCAUCACUUUGUUUAUGCAACCCUAGCCACUUUCCUAAACACUUCCUGUAAAGUGUCAUCUAAUGUUUACACUACCUUUUUAUUGUAAAUUCUUUUUAAUUUAGAAUUUAUCUCCUGCUUUAAUAGCUCACAGGGGCCUCCUGUGUGUGACUAAAGGUGAAUUUACAGAGACAAACUUCUAAAGUUAAGACCCUGUGCUGUCAAAUUUCACUGAAAUUGAAGUAUGUAUAUUUAAAGGGUCUCUGAUCUCCCUUCCACUCCUUGAAGGCCCACAGCAGGGUCGGGACUUUAAUAGCAUCAGCCGGCAGGGGAGAUCUUUGACCACGAUUUUCACUAGGGGGCAAUUGCUUGUGGCCUUGAAGAGAAGCAGACAAAGGAAGAUGGCAGUGCCCAAUAGGGACAAGUUCAGGUAAAUCACACAUUUACCUCCUGCCACUGGACCCCCAGCAGCAAUGUCACCAUUUAGGGGGGUCUCUAUAUGAAUUCAGAAACUCCCCCUAUGGUGACAGUACUGCUUUAAUAGGAUGAAAGUAGGAAGAGGCUGUAUUUUAAGAGUGAAACUGUCUGUAUUUGAAGAAUCUUCUGUCUGCAAACCUUAUUUUUCCUUUUCUUCGUUCUAGCUACAAUGUCCAGCAGUGGGAUUCAGAUGAGCAAAUACCAAGAGAUGAGCUGAUUAAAGGAGUUGUUGGGGCUCAUGGAUUACUUUGUCUCUUGACUGACAAUAUUGACAAAGAAGUCUUGAAUGCUGCUGGUAUGGAGAUCUCCUGCAUACUCCAAUAAGUCCUACAACAUCUACCCUAUGCUAUGUUGUCCUUUUACCAUUCAAGUGUCUUUUUUUUGUAACAUGUAUGCAUGGAUUUUAAAGGGUUGAAGGAACUCAAAGCACCAUAACUGCAGCAGUUGGCUUAUGAGAGUAAAGGGACACUCCAGGCACCCAGACCACUUCUGCCCACUUCUCCCACUACUCUUAACCCUGCAAGUGUAAUUAUUGAUUUUUUUUUUUUUAACUGCAAUAAUUACCUUGCAGGGUUAACUCCACCUCGUGGCUGUCUACUAGAAAACCUGUGCUAGUGUUGCUGGACGUCCUCACGCUGUGUGAGAACCUCCAGCAUUGCUCAAUUCCCCAUAGGAAAGCAUUGAAAAAGCAUGCGCAUUAGGUCUCCCCAGCCAGUGGGCGGGAUCAGUCUCGCCCACCGGGCCGACGUAAUACGGAGGAGGAGGAGCGGAGGAAGAAGCAGCAUGGGACAUGUUGCUGCCUCUGGUAAGUCACUGGGUUUUCACUCAUUCAGCAACUGGGGAUUGGGGGGUGGGAAGGGGAGGGGACCUGCAGUGCAAGGAAAACUAUUUUCCUGGCGUUUCCCUUUAAGCAUGAGCUUCAACAUCACUGAUGUAAUGGGGGCAGGGGCCAGCACCUGGUGGACACUAGCUAAGAAGUUAAACUGUUCUACAAUGGUUUUUAAAAAGGGACACUGCAUGCCACUGUAGUGGUUAUGGUUCUCGGCAUCUUUCUUCAAGAAUACAGGAACAAGUGACACUGCCGAAAUUAAUGGUCUAAAUUGGGGUUAAACUAGAGAUGAAGAUGUAAUAUAUAUCUUUGAACCCCAUGAUUUGUGAUACACCACUUAACUUAAAUGAAAACUCUUUAUUUCUAUGCUUGGUAGCACAAAGGUUUUAUAGACUCUGACUUGUCAAUCACUUCCUCAGCAUACUGGGCAAUGUCAACAGCGCAGCAUGUAUGCAGUUUUCCCAUUUGCUGUGAUGGCAACUUGAUUGGACUGCAGUAUUUCUCGGAGCUAACCCCACUCUUUUUUUUUUAAUAUAGAAGUAUAUAAAUGGAGUGACAGAUGUUGGUCCACUCUGGUUCACUGCAGUCCUAGAGAUUCACUGUAUUCAAUAUAUUUGGCGUGGAGGCAUUCACUGGAUGUCUUGUGGUUUGUUUUUUUUUUGGUGUAGGUCUUUAUUGGUGAAAGCCAGGGUUUUAGUCUGGCCUAAUGACAAUGCUCCCUUGAACUCUAUGAAUGUUGCUACCAGACAUUAAUUUCUUAAUGGGUGGGCAAGUGUUGUGGACAAUAUGGGGAAUUGUAUGACCUUAAUUCCUCUCUUGUUGCUAUUGACAGGCCCUAACCUCAAAGUUGUGAGCACGCUGUCUGUUGGCUUUGACCACUUGUGUGUAGAAGAAAUAAAAAAGCGGUAUGUAUUCUUUAAAGGAUCUAAUUGUCAGAUCAAUAAAAAAGUACUCUAAUUCAUAGAGCACUUAAACUUGGCAACAUGUAAGUUAAUACGUGUUGUGCUGAAAUUUUUUUUUUCAGCAUGCACGAACAGGCUUAAAGGACCACUAUAGUGCCCUGAGGGUGCUCCCACCCUCAGGGACACCCUCCCGCCCGGCUCUGGAAGGGGGAAAAGGGUAAAAACUUACCUUUUUCCAGCGCUGGGCGGAGAGCUCUCCUCCUCCGAUCCUCUUCUCCGCCCCGUCAGCUGAAUGCGCACGCGCGGCAAGAGCUGCGCACGCAUUCAGCCGGUCACAUAAGAAAGCAUUCAUAAUGCUUUCCUAUGGAUGCUGGCGUGCUCUCACUGUGAAAAUCGGUGAGAAGCACGCAAGCGCCUCUAGCGGCUGUCAAUGAGACAGCCACUAGAGGGAAUAGGGGGAGGCUUAACCCAUUCAUAAACAUAGCACUUUCUCUGAAACUGCUGUUUAUGGAAAAAAUGGGUUAACCCUAGCUGGACCUGGCACCCAGACCACUUCAUUAAGCUGAAGUGGUCUGGGUACCUAGAGUGGUCCUUUAACAGGUUCUCCACUCAUAAUAUUUACAUACACGUUAACCAACUCUGGCCUUGAAUGUAUAACUGACUUUCUUUUUAUUUUUUAUUUUUUUGUAAAUGGUACUGCAAGGAAUAGGGGAGCGCUUUUUAAUUUUUUUGGUUUGAGUUGGUCUGAUUUAAUGAAAUUAGAUCACUCUGAAGUGUGGUGUGUGGGUUUUAUUUUUUUUUACGAAAAAUACUUGCAACACUAAAGAUGUCCAUAGUAUAUGGGAUCUAAAAGUUUUGGGUUUUUUUGUUUGUCACAAACACUGGCCAAAAUUGGCAUUUUUCACACACAAACAAUAUUAACACUAACUUUGGCCAGUGUUUGUGACCAAAUGGCUACUAAAAAGACUGGUCAUACCCCAUUUGCAAUACCUUCGGUUGUCUUCUUAAGCAAAUGGUAUGCUAUCAUAGGGGUAACUUUCAUUCUUGGGCUACCAUAGGGUCUCAAACGCAACAUAACCAAUCUGGCGAAUUUUAAUGUGGGGGGAAAAAACUGAAACACAAGCAUUAUAUUUGACGCUGUAACCUUUGAAAACACCAUAAAACCUGUAUGUGAGUGGUACUGUUGUACUCGGGAGACUUCACUGAACACAAAUAUUAGUGUUUCAAAACAGUAAAAAGUAUCACAGCAAUAAUAUAGUCCGUGUGUGUGCUAUUUGUGUGUGAAAAAUGCAAGAGUCACCUUUGCUGGCAAUAUCAUUGUAAUACAUUUUACUGUUUUGAAACACUAAUAUUUGUGUUCAGCGAAGUCUCCCGAGUAGAACAGUACCCCCCAUGUACAGGUUUUAUGGUGUCUUGGAAAGUUACAGGGUUAAAUAUUGUGCUAGCAAAUUAAAUUCCCUAUACUUUUGGCAUGGGUUGUCAGGCAAGUCCCGCUAAAUGUAAUUAAAAUACCUAAGUAUGUAAAAAUAUUACAUAAAUAUAUGUAGAACUAAUGUGUGUAUCUAUAGUUAAUUUUUAAUUUAACAUUUUUUAUAUUAUAUAUUUAAUCAGUAUUGGUCUACAUGUAACUUGAUAUUAAUGUAUAAUUAUAUAUAGUGUGUCCGCGACUGGGUAAGGUAAAAAAAUACGGAGGGUGAACUAUUAUGCCCUGCGGUGUUUAGAGCCGCUUAGAAUACAGCGUAAUAGUACGCCCUCCAUUUUUAAUGGGUUAAAGGGACAUUAGUCACCAGAACUACAGCUGAGCUUAAUGUAGUUCUGGUGAGUAUAAUCACUGCCUCUAGGCAUUUUCAUUCAAACACUGCAUUUUCAGAGAAGGCAGUGUUUACAUUGCCCCUAGGGACACCUCCAAGUGGCCAGUCCUCAGAUGACCACUAGAGGGGCUUCCUGGUUCAGUGCUGUUCAGCGUCUCCACAAUCUGCAUGGGGACGCUGAAUGAGAAGGGGCUGACUGGCCAAAAUGGCAUCUGGCCCCACCCCUAGCAACUUUGGCCAAUCCAAUGAUUUCCCCAUGGUGAAAACAUUGGAUUGGCUAAAAUCUGCAAUUCUGAUGUCACCAAGGGGGUGGGGCCCAGUAGACCUGCUCAUUGCUGGAAUUAAGGAGUUUUGCACUGUAAGGUCAGAAUAAAUGUCUGUGUUCCUUAAGUCUGGAUACACUGCCUAUUGGUCAGCAAAGCAUACCCUUGGUUAGUUAUCAACUUUAAACACUCUCUAAGGUCAGCAUUGGGGUGGUCUUAUAUAUUCUUUUUUUUUUUUUAUCUCCAAAGAGGACUGUCAAAUUCAAUUGAGGAAAGAAAUAUACUCACUAAAGUAAAUGUACUUCUGAGACAUGUGGUGUCUAGUUUAAAACAAAGUGACGUUUAUGUAUUUUGUAGAGGAAUCCGUGUGAGCAACACACCAAAUGUUUCGACUGAAGCUACAGCAGAGCUUACGGUAGCAUUGCUGUUGACUACUUGCCGCCGUCUGCCAGAAGCAAGAGAGGAGGUUAAAAAGUGAGUAAUCAAAUUUGGAAUGUGUAGAAUACUCCUAACUACUAUGCAUGAAUGUAGGAAAUCUUAUACUACUUGUUACAAACCUACUGCUACUUUCCAUUCCAAACCUCUUCCCAAUACACGCAAUCUGCUUAAUAUACAAAAUACUGAAUAAUUGCACACCAUACCAUGUGUUUACAUAAUCUGGUAGGGACUGGGGGCACCUGAGACCACUUCAUACAGUAUCAUAGAUCCUGCUGUCCAACCUUGUCUGAGACCAAAUUCUGGGGUGUGCCAGCCUGCAUGCAGGGUGGUGUCAGCAGUGUAACUGUUGCACCAGGCAGCAUAACCAGCUAACCUGGCAUGCAUAGUCUUGGGAGCUGCCAAACAGGCAGCAUAUAAGCUGAGCGGGCUACAUUCUUUGCCAUUGCACUGGCAAGUUAAAUGGGUGGAGGAAAGAGGGCUUAGCUUAGAGCUAUAUACAUCUGGUAAGUGUAAACCUGCAAAUAAGGGUAACUUCCACUGGCUUUCAUAAGACUAGCAGAGCUGCCCCAGAAUGACCUGUAGCAAGAAGAUACUGUUCCAGAACUGCGUCUCAUUAGAUUGUACUACGACAAAUUCAGCUACAUGUAACCACCCAUUAUAAACAUAUUUCGAUGGCAAUUUUAUAAACUGGAUUGCAAUGGAAAAGUAAAUCUACAAACACAUGCUUUAGACACACUGAUCCCUACAAAUAUCAAUUAGUCUUAAAUACACAUUAAAGGACCACUCUAGGCACCCAGACCACUUCAGCUUAAUGAAGUGGUCUGGGUGCCUAGUCCAGCUAGGUUUAACCCUUUUUUUUUCAUAAACAUAGCAGUUUCAGAGAAACUGCUAUGUUUAUCAAUGGGUUAAGCCUUCCCCUAUUUCCUCUAGUGGCUCUCAUUGACAGCCGCUAGAGGCACUUGCUUGAUUCUCACUGUGAAAAUCAGUGAGAGCACGCCAGCGUCCAUAGGAAAGCAUUAUGAACCUUUCCUAUGUGACCGGCUGAAUGCGCGCAGCUCUUGCCGCGCGUGCGCAUUCAGCCGACAGGGCGGAUCGGAGGAGAGCUCUCCGCCCAGCUCUGGAAAAAGGUAAGUUUAAACCCCUUUCCCCCUUCCAGAGCCGGGCGGGAGGGGGACCCUGAGGGUGGGGGCACCCUCAGGGCACUAUAGUGCCAGGAAAAUGAGUGUUUCCUGGCACUAUAGUGGUCCUUUAAGGAACCGCGCACACAGUUCUAAAUUUUUAAGUUUCCUAUUUUGUCAGAUUACAAUGGGGAUGAAGUUUCACUAUAGGGCCAUAUUGUGUCAAGCCCACUUGUCACAGUAAACAAUAUCUGUGGGUCCUACACUAGAGGUGGGAAAUGGUAACAUCUGGUCCAGCAACAGAUAGAAAGUCCUCCUUGCAGCCCUAGCUUCCACAGAAGGUCAGCUGGGGGAAGACAUGGUCAACACAGGUGAGAGCUGUGACAUUAAUGGCUGCAUGUGCUGGCACACCAGUGAUACAGCUGAAGGUAGUUACACCUGUCAGCCAGAGAUUGCAUUUCUGUAUGUGCAACAUUGAGCUAAAACCGAUUUCCAGACUCUGACUUAGAUCAGUAAAUUGGUCCUGGUGCUUGGUUUAAUCUAAUUAAAAUAUCUUCUUCCCCAUCCUGAUAUUUUCCUCUAUUUAGUUUGAUUUGUCCAGAAAAUGCUGCUUGUUCUAUAAUGCAUAAUUAGGGAUUACUCUGCUUUACAGUGAACGAAUAAGGAGGCUACAUAUUUGCUUAUCUUUACUGUAACUCCCAGCAGCAAAGAAAUAUUUAACAAGGUUGUAAAAAAAUUCAACCAAUCAUAACAAAUCAUAGAAUAUAGUGCCGCCAGACUCCUCCCACUUCCUUUCUUGGUGGUGCCCAUCAGUAGCAGAAUCAACCCUGGAAACAUUCCGAGGCUUUAACUUGUAGUGAAGUCAACCAUGUAAAUGUGUAGUCGAGCGGAAUAAGCUGAAAUUUUCACACUAGAAGAGACUUCGUGAAAGUAUGGUCUCUUGGACGAGGGGAAAAAACAUAAGUACGCACUCUAAAAUGAUAGCUCAGAUUAUCUGGUAGGAUUCUAAAAGGCAUAUCAGUACAAUGUGAUGUAGGAUUAUAGUUUACUAGGCUAACAAAUCGCAUACCUGCAAAUCAAAUUGCAAGAGUGUACAAUGCAAUAACCAUGGACCAGGAGACUUACCCUGAGGGUGGGUUCCAGAGUGAACGAAGGGAGGGAAAUAUUCACCUCCUGUCUUUAAUAAAAUUUAGAUUAUUCGUUUACUGUAAACUAGAAUAAUCCCUAAUUUUUAUGGCAAGACAGGAGGCUUCAUAUUUGCUGUUUUUAACACUCUUGAAUAAAGGAACAAGCCGCACGUGGUGUUGGUUUAAAAUAAAAAGUGCGACAGGUAGAUUCCCUUAACCAAUCUGCGGAGGAUAAAAUAUCUGCCUGCGCGAAAGGCAGAGGAUGCGGCCACUCCCCUAACGGAGUGAGCUCCGAAUGAUCUAUCAAUUCCUGCUUGGGUAAGUAACCAUUUUAUCCAGCGUGCAAUGGUGGGGGAGGAGACCGGUUUGUGAGGUCUAACAUAAGAGACAAAGAGGUCCGGUAGGGGAACGUAGAGAGAUUGUGUAGCCCUGUGUACCCGUUGUUACAUUGAGUACACUGAAAGACGGUGUGUCGGGAAGUAUGGAUAAAAGACUGACUAUGAAUUUGUCUUAGUGCGUCUAGUAAUGGUAAAUCUGACACCGUCUGGUGUGAAGGUCACAGCAUGAGUCAAAGGCUUGAACGUCUGAAACUCUGCGGAAGGACACCAGACACAGUAGCAGGGCCAACUUCGCAGAGUUGGCGUAGGGAUAAGGCCUUGUUUGGUGGCCAGGAAUCCAACAGUGAAAACCUGAGAAAUAUCCGAGAACUUAGAGUAUUUGGCAGAAGGUGGCCUCGUCAAACAAAUGCCCUGUAAAAGUCUGCACACGGAAGGGUGUUUCCCAACCAAGGAAUUAUCAAGUGUCAUGGGCUGCCGCAAUGGCGGAGCAAAAAAUAUUAAUCGAUCGGUAUGAUUUACCCUGAUAGAAAAGAGAAGUUUAGAAUGGAUGAAAGAGCUGCUGAAACGGAAUUGAGAUCCCUCUUCAGACACCAGCUGACCCAAAUCCGCCAUGCGGAGAGAGGUUCGUCUGGUUCCUGGAGCCCACGAAUCCCACAGGAGUGUUUGAGCAGUGCAUGAAAAUCCUACGACAUGCCAAGCUCCCCUGAAACUGUCCAGGCUACCAGUUGAAGAUGCCCCUGUAGGGCGAGUGGGUGGUAAGCGCCCGUUGGGUUCCUGAGGACCCGAAAGGAGCGAGGUAGUAGGAUGGGGUAGUCUAUUGAUGGUUCCAGGAGGGUGGGGAACCACGUCUGGGCCCUCCAUAGAGGAGUAACUAUCACAAUCUUGACCCCUUGCGCCUUGACCCAGUGGAGGGUCCGUUGAAUCAUCGAGAAAGGAGGGAAAGCAUAGGCUCCACUCUGCGGCCAAGGUUGGAGAAAAGCGUUGACUGCCAGAGAUGGAGGGUCUGGGAGCCAUCUGAAGUAGUCUGUCUGACGAUUCAGCUGAGACACGAAGAGGUCGAGUGUGAGGGGGCCCCCGUAAUAGCUGAAUGUGGUGGAAAAUUAAGGGGUCUAAUUGCCAAUCGCUGGCAUCUCUCCAGUGACGUGAAAACCAGUCCGCGACUAAGUUGUCGGGUCCUGGGAGAUAUUCUGCCCGAAUGGACAGAUUCCUGUCUAGGCAGAAUUGGUACAGGUCCUUGGUGAGAUCGGACAGAAGUUUGGAUUUGGAACCUCAGUUGGUUUACAUACUGUACCACGGAGAUGUUGUCCCUCCGUAGUACCAGGGAACAGUUGGAGGCGUCCUUGGCAAAGCUGCGGCUCGCAAAGGAUCUAGCAAUGAGCUCGAGACAACUUAUGUGGAGCGCCUGGUCUGAUGGGGACCAGAGACCCCUGUGAAUGUUUGGGCGCAUGUAGCACCCCAACCCAAGAGGCUGGCAUUGGAUUCCAGAAUAAAAUCUGGUUGAGUUCCACAGAUCGCUUUCCCAUUCCAGGCUUCCAUAUUGCAAAGCCACCAGUGGAGUUCGAUGAGAACUUCGUCUGUCAGGGAUAUGAAUUGAUCGUAAGAGGUUGCGCGAUGCAAGUAGGAUGUUUUCAACCGUUGCAUUGCUCUGUAGUGUAAAGGCCCGGGAAAAAUAACUUGAAUUGAUGCGGACAGGAGACCCAGAAUAUGUGCAAGGUCGCGGAGCAGAGGUCGUUGUGAAGUGAGUAAAUUUUUUUUUUAUUUUUUUUUAUUUUGGGGUAGGGUAGUUGCAGGGUUGCCUGAAUUGAAUCUAUUUGAAAACCCAGAAACUGCACUGAGAGGGUUCCAGAUCUGAUUUCUCAAAACCUUAUAACAACCAAGGUUUUGAAGGAGGGCAGAGGUCAUGUUCAUGUGUUUGUGAAGUAGCUGUUGGUCUUGGGCCAUAAUCAGGAUAUCGUCUAGAUAUAUGACAGAACGUAUUCCCUGAGAACAGAGUAGCGCCAUGACCGGCUUCAUUAACUUGGUGAAACACCAAGGGGCGGAGCAAAGUCCAAAAGGGAGGCAGUUGCACUGCCAAAUUUCGCCUUGCCAUAGAAAUUGAAGGAAGGCACGAUGACUUGGUGCGACUGGGACCGUCAGGUAGGCAUCCCUGAGGUCGAAUCUGGAGAACCAGUCUACCAUGCAGAGCAGGUCCCUGAGAAGAUGACAGUAUGUUAUAAAAUGAUUCAGUGCUUUGAGAUUGAUAAUAGGACGGCGGUCCCCCAUCUUUUUCCGUACAAGAAAAAUGUUGCUGAGGCAAGUGUAAGGGAAAGGCGAAAGUUCAAUCGCCCCUUUGUCUAGUAGUUUGUGUAACUCUGAAUUUAAGGUUAGUGUCUGUUUUUGACAUCUCUAAAGGUGUCAGUUUUGAAUGGGAUGUGUGAAGAAAUCUAUUUUGAAACCUUUGACUGUAUGAAGGAUCCAGUGAUCCUGAGAAAGUUUCCACUGUUGGAAAAUGUUAAUCGACCUGCGAUUGGUACAUGUUUUAAAUAAGCAAGGUCCAUUACCUGAAGCAAUGCGUCCGCGCAGGGAUGCAAAGCCACGUCCUCGAAUAGAGCCUCUGGUGCUGAAUAGUUGUCUGUGGUAAGGUCGUGUGGAUCCUGCGGACCAAUAGUCUGUGGGUCGGGGCCUGUAGCCUGCAAAGGCUGCUCUACUGGUAGCUCUGCCCCUGUAAAACCCUACGUAAUGAGGACUGGGCUUUGAGUGUGGUAAAGACCAAGACAUGCUUGGAGAGGUCUCGCAUGAAACUGUCACCGAAUAGUAGACCAUCGGCUUCUGGGCUCAGUUCCUUAGAACUAAAGUCUACCAAUUUGGCAUGAAUUUUAUAACUUUCCAUCUAUCGAAAUAGCACAUUGGCGUUGCCCAAUAGGCAUAGAGCUCUCUGAGCCUAUUCUCUGAUGUGCGGGUCAAGUUCACCGCUAGUGAGUGCCUCAUCUGCUAAUAUAAAUACCUGAAUUAUAGGACUUGAAAUGUCAAGAAGUUUGUCUUGGGCCGCUUUCAACCCCUGGUCAAUACCCUUGCAAGGGUCUUUGCCAGAUUUAGUUAAGUAGGUGACAAGAAUGGGGUCGAACUCAGGGGUAGAGGCAACUUUGCCCGGAAUAGUUGGUCUUGGGCAUUCAGCCCUCAGUUUAUUUCUUUUUCGAGGGGCUUGCGAAGCCACAUUUAGCAGAAACUGGCAAUAUGGUCCGGAGGGACCCAUUCUGCAGAGCGCAGGUGACGAAUCACCCUUGGGUCAAAAGGGAGGCCAGAGGCAUCCAGCAGUGUCGGAGUCAGGCACUUUAGAUGGAAGGGUACUCUUGGAAUCCUGACCAGGAAAGGUUUCUUUAACGAACUCUGACGUUGGUGAAUCCUGGAGCACAUUCACCAUGGGAUCCUCAUCAGAGUAGUUGGGGUCAUAAUCACUUAAAAAAUGGCUGGCUAAACGAGAAGUAGAACCCUCCAGAGGGUCUGGAUCCUGCAUAAUGUAUGGUUGGGAGUGUUUAUUAAUCUUUGCAGGAGCUUUGCCCGCAGUAGAGCUAUUCCCUUUCCAGGGUCUUUUGCGCGGGGCGCUUUCUUGGUCAGAAAGGUGGGAGUCCUCAGAAUCAAAGGGUUAGUGUGUAGAGGGAUGAACCUCUGCAGUAGUUUGUUCAUGAUAGGCUGCCAAAGCCUUAGGAAUGGACUCUGCGAUUAGUGGCGAAAAGCCAUUCCUUAAGUUCAGCAGAAAUUGCGGGGUCUUGGCGGUCUGACAUAAUGUCUUUCUCAAUAUAUAAAAAAACUAAGUGAGGGCUGUCAAUUAAAAAUGAGGCAACUCCAUUAGAAUAUCAGAGGUGGGGGUCACCCACACGAGAUGUAAAAACAGUGGGGGGUCACCCACAACUGUCUGGCACAAUAAAUGGUAAAGGGCAAUUAAUGGAGGGUCAUCCAAUAAUUAAAGGUGGUCAACCACUUAGUAUUUCAGAAUAAGCAAUAUAUACAAUAGUCAAUGAAGUGGGGGUCACCCACUGGAGAAUAAAAAAGGGGGUGGAAAUCACCAGUAUAAUUCAUAUAAUAUAUGCAAUGAGAAGGUGGGGGUCACCCACAAAAUAAAACCAGGUGGUGUCAGCCACACAAAUUUAAUGAAUGGUAAUGUAUGUUAAGCAUUCAAUUUAAGGAAAGGGGUUCACCCAGGUUGUAGCAGGUUGGUCCUGUGUGGGGGCAAAACAGAUCGUUCUUAAUGAAAUGAGGCUGAAUCAGUAAUGGUAAAACCUCCCGUCCACAAUAUAGGCAACAGGUGUUCCCACAGAAGCAGUUGAUUGCCAGCGCGCAGAUGCUGUCAGAGACUGGAGCUGCGGGGAAGUGCACCACGGUUGGAAGACGGCCGCCGCAAAUGAAGCCAUCGCAAGAGGGCGGGAAAAAACGCAUCGGAGAGGAAGAAAAGGCGGGAAAAAACAGCCGCGGGCUCAUGGGAAGUAGUCUGCGGCGGGUAAUAGAUAGCGGAUGGGCCGCGGUCUCUUCUGAGGAGAGCCACGGCCAGCUGAUUAACAAGUCAGGCGAAACCUCCGUAUGGGAACAGAUCUCCAGAUAUUUAAAGGAGAAUUAAUUAAUGUAAAAAAUAUUAGUGGAUGUGGUGACUACUACUGAGUUGGUAAUAAGGAAGAUGUGUGAUAUAACAAAGACCAAAUGUGUCCCAUUAAAAAAUAAGGUUUCCUGAGAGAAUAUAAAGGAGUCUGGUGGCACUAUAUUGUUCUGAUGUUUGGUUGAAAUUUUUUUUAUUUUUUUUUUACAACAUUGUUAACUAUUUCUUUGCUGGGAGUUACAGUAAAGAAAUAAGCAAAUAUGAAGCCUCCUGUCUUGCUAUAAAAUUACUUGGCUUGUCGCUAGUAUGCAAAGAAUUUCUAGUUCUUCAAAAUUAUCGACUUUCAUUGGCUUAUUUUUUUUUAAUUUUAGUGGAGGAUGGAAAACAUGGUCUCCAAUGUGGCUGUGUGGAGCAGGCCUUUCUAACAGCACUGUAGGCAUCAUCGGCUUGGGCAGAAUUGGUAACUAUAGCUGCUAUUUUGAUGGGUAAAUCUGUUCUAACAAACUGUAGUUAAUUUCAAGAAGCUUCCUGUAAGUUUAAGUCAAUACCGAACAGUGACUGCAAACACUGGCAAUCUAGUUUGUGUGAGCUUCCUGUGAUGCUUCAGUGUGAAGAAAACAGACUUGAUUUCAGGAUUUCUUCUGUCGUUUGUUUUUAAGCUUUAUUGGUUCGGUAGAUUAAACUACCGAACGCAGACCACCCUCCUGGCCCAUUAUCUACAAAGGGAACCAUCAUUUGAGCGCUCCCUCGGUGGCCACCGUUCAUAGUCAAACAGUGGCCAUCUUGUUUGCACAAAAGGGAGCAGUGGGACUUGUUUGAGUGUCUGGACACUACUUCUCGAACACCGAUGAGAACAUUUGAACACCUUCCUUUUGUUGCCAAACAGUUAGGAGAGCGCUAUUCGGUAGUUUGGCUCCCACAAACAAGGGGAACAAUCGCUUCUAUGAGCUAGGAGGCUCUGUUCAUGGGUUUAUUUUUUAUUUUAUUUUUUUAAUGCACUUUUCCAAAUUGACUGACUGCACACACUGAACUGUUUUGGGCAGGAGCCUCGUGUGGUCGGUGAACUAAGAUUCCACACUUUUUGAGAAUUAAAUGCUUUACAAAUAUGUAAACUGCAUUUUUAGUGUGCAUCUUUAUUUUCUCUAGGAUUGGCUGUAGCAUGUCGUCUUGUCCCAUUUGGUGUGAAAAGGUUUAUAUACACAGAUUUCCAGGAAAUACCUGAAAAUGCCAAGGAGAUAAACGCUGAAUAUGGUAAGAAUAAAUGCUAUAACUGGGAAUAGCAUGGGGAUUUAAGGCCCAUCUUGGAAUCGUAUAAAUACAGCCCUCCAAUGGAUGCCAUUCCAUUGUGACUAGUCAAAAUAUUUUAAGUAUGAUACUCCUCUGGGUGCUUCCAGUCUCGUGUAGAAGUCAGUCCCCUAAGCUUGGUACCCUUCUGUAGAUGAGAUGUUUCUAUAGGGAUUUUAUGCAUUAUCACUUUAUAUAGCUAACUGUAGCUGCAUAUUGGCUUAAAUUAUGUUAAAAGGCCAGAUUUCAGUGACCUUGAUCAACUAAGUAAUGGGGACAACUAGCUAGAGAUGUUUGUGUAUGGCAGCAGCUUGCUCUGGCUGAUUCUACUAAUGUGUGUCAAACUGGUUUUGUUCUCCCCAUCUUUAGUCUCUAAUGAGAAGAUUGCAGAAGAUUCAGACUUUGUCAUUGUGAAUUGCUGCCUUACCCCUGAGACUGAAGGGCUCUGCAAUAAAGACUUCUUUCGGAGAAUGAAAAAGACAGCUAUACUCAUCAACACAAGUCGGUAAGUCUGUGUUCAAACCAAAUGCUAAAAUGCUCUAUGGUGGUCUUCUCCCCGACCCUCUCCCAAACUGAUGCUCUCCGCCUAUCAGAAGGAACACCUUAAGGUUCCCUGCAAGUAAUGUACCGCAGAGGCAACUAGAGCAUCAUCUUUGGGAAUAAACUGGUGGCCUUAUAAAUGCAUAAUGAAACUUGGUGAAACUGCACCUGCAUGAAUGGGCAGACCAACCAGAAGUCGUGACUGGAUUAAGAGCCCAUUGGGCCUAACUACAGAAAAUGGCUAUACCUCCCAAGCGUGUAACUAGUGGAGGUGGUACUGGAGGGACCUCACAGGAUGAAUUUACAAGAAUACAUAUCUUAUGCUAAUCUCUUGCCUUCAUCUUCCAAGUAAAUCCAACACCCUAACAUCAGUGUCCAGUGAAGCAGGAUGUCAGAUGGGUUAAAAGUAUGGGCCACUGACGCAAAUAUUGUAACCAGAACUGCCCUAAGGGGUGUGUCUGCUCAAAGAAUUGGAAGGCCAGCCUGUAUGAUUGGAAGGCAGCCUAAGGACAUACUGUGCAGACAGCACCCUGAGCUCAGCAGAAGCUAUUAGUCUGGGGACCAGGAAAAGUUGUAUGUAGUGAGUGUAGAAGAAAGGGAAAUGAGUGUAGAUAUCGAAGCAGCAAGAAUAGUGCAAAAAGUUCCCCUACAGCCAUACUUCUAGCUGAAAUAAGUGAAUAGUAUAAAACUUUGUGUUUUUGUUUGUUAAAUCAAUGGGCCUGGAGCUGCAGCUCAACUGGACCCUAUGUUAAUCCAACCCUGCCAGUCUAACUACAACUUGCAAAGUCUAAAAUGCAAUUUACAUAACAGAAAAGGCUCCAUCGAAACAGUCUAGUGUCUGGCAAAGCUUGAGCACAAGGUUUUGUAAAGAGAUUUCAAUACUAAUGAAGAAAACUGAUCUCUUAUCCAAUACUAGGAUGUGCAUGGGCAAAAAGUUCAAUUCGAAUUCUGAACUUCGGCAUUUCCCCUAACCCUAGUAGGGUUGGGGUUAGAUUCUUGUCGUCAUUCCCUUAAUUUUCCCUCCCUCUCCUGUUUUGCCACUUUUCAGAAAUUCAGCACUUCUGAAAUUCGGCAAUUUUUUAAGCAUCUGAAAUUCAUCAGAAUUUAAAUUCGGACAAACAAAUUGCACAUGUCUGUCCAUACUACUUCCAGUGGAAGAACGGAGUUUGAAUGAAUGGGCUGUGACUGUUGUAAAUGCUUUUUACUACAGUUCCUCCCCCCAUAACACGCAGGACUUUUAUUUUAUUUUUUGUGGAUCAGGGCAAUGGCCACAACAUUCUUAAAGGACCACUAUAGUGCCCUGAGGGUGCCCCCACCCUCAGGGUCCCCCUCCCGCCUGGCUCUGGAAGGGGGAAAGGGGGAACUUACCUUUUUCCAGUGCUGAGCGGGGAGCUCUCCUCCUCCGUUCUUCCCCGGCGGCUGAAUGCACACGCGCGGCAGGAGCUGCGCGCAUUCAGCUGGUCGCAUAGGAAAGCAUUAUCAAUGCUUUCCUAUGGACGCUUGCAUGCUCUCACUGAUUUUUCACAGUGAGAAUCACACAAGCGCCUCUAGCGGCUGUCAAUGAGACAGCCACUAGAGGCUUUCUCUGAAACUGCUAUGUUUAUAAAAGAAUGGGUUACGCCUAGCUGGACCUGGCACCCAGACCACUUCAUUAAGCUGAAGUAGUCUGGAUGCUUAGAGUGGUCCUUUAAACCCUGUCAGCUGCUGGGUGAGAGUCCUACAAUCUCUCAAAGAGCCCAACACAGCUGUCACUAGCCACAAUCUGCAAUGUGCUAGCUAUAGUCUUCCCAAGGUGACACUACAUCUUACUCACUUUGGCUGCACUGUCCAGCAAUCCCACCUGCUGUGAUAGAGAAAAAGCAGAGCGAUGACACACCAUAAUUCCCCCAAAAUAUGACACCACUUCCCUAAGCAUUCUACAGAUUGCCACCUAAACUGCCUGCUCAUCUCCCUUAUCCUUCCCCCUAGUCUGCCACCUCAACUGCCUAAUUCAUCUCCAGAUUGCCACCUAACCUACACAAUCUCUUCCCAGCCUUUUUGCUCUUCUCUCAGCCAUCCACCUCACUGUCACACCACACAUGAUUGGCUGCAGUGCACAUGUGGUAAGCCAAUCCCCUGCGCAGGCACACAUGCACACUUAAUCAAAAUAAAGACUCUGCACUCAAACAUACAAACUACAUCCCAGCACACAUGCGCUGCAUCCCCUAGAAACACAGAAUCUCUAGCACACACAAUUAAUUUGCUACACCCUACAAACCCUGUCACAUUCUACAUCUCAAACACACUGCAUCCUCAGCACAUGCAAUAUUCCUUACAAAAUGUCUCCUAUUCACACAGUGAAGGAAACACUCACACUACAUAUUCCAAAUGGCAGAAACAAAUGCUGGCCAUCCAAAACAGCACUUAAGAUACCAAUUGUGUAAAUGUGCACAGUGGAAGUUUGGGCUGGUUUUUGAAUGUCACAAACUUAAAAAAAAAAAAUUCCUUCCAGGUAUGUUCUGUAUGGUGUCCACACAGCAAUAUUACAAUAUGCCUUAUGCAGGGAAGCAUCAAAUCCCAUACUGCCCUGUUAUGCACUUUUAGCCACAUGCUUUGCACACAAAUGAUCUGUUCUGUAGUACUUAUAUUAAACAUUGUAAAUAACAAGUCUAUGUAUAUGAACCAUAAAGAUGGUUUGUAAUGUCUACAUUUGAGUUGCUGAUCUUCUAUCCUCCCUACCCAGAGGUCCUGUAGUAAACCAAGAAGAUCUUCAUGAUGCCUUGACAAGUGGGCAGAUUGCAGCUGCUGGCCUGGAUGUUACAACUCCUGAACCUAUUCCGACAGAUCAUCCCCUACUCAGCCUGAAAAACUGUGGUAUGUGUUUUUUUUUUUUUUCGUUUUUUUUUAAACUUUUAAUGGCUUUGUCUUUCUAAGUGGAGUAGUAUUUACAACCUGCUUGUGUCAAGAUAUUUUCUGUGUUCAAUACAGAAUUAUCAUACUGUAGUUACACCUUGUUUGGUGGGGGGAAAUAGAAUACAGGUUACAAAGCAAUUCUGCAGCAGUCAAUCUAUUUAUGGAAACAUGUCAAUGUAAAAUAAAGUUUAAUUUGAAAGCUGCUGUAGGAGACCCCUAAUAUUGUUUGAUGUGGACAUUGCUGGGAUUUGAAGGAAUAGGACAACCAUAUGUAGAAUAAAAGCACUGGCUGUAAUGAGAUCCAUUAAUAUAUGGAGACAAACUUGGUGCCCAGACAGUUGGCUUUAAUGUAAGCAAUUCUAGUUUAAUUUUUGAAAAGGUAAAUGAGAAUUGCAUAUGCAAAAAGGGUGGGAAAUGCUUCCUCAACCCAUUGUAAUGAUGGAUUAAAGGACUGCAUGCACUUAUUUGUGCAAAAUACACAUCUCAUAUCUCCAUAUUCUGGCUAACUUGUUCUGUUCUUCACAGUGAUUUUACCUCAUAUUGGAAGUGCCACUCUCGACGCAAGAAACGCAAUGUCUGUCCUGACCGUAAACAAUCUGCUGAAAGGCCUAGCUGGAGAGCCAAUGCCCUGUGAAGUAAAACUGUAACAAUGUCAGGACAAACUUCCAUCCCUAGAAAAUGACUUUCCAAGACGUUCUGCACUACGCCAUGCUCACAAUUAAAC
This is a messenger RNA of Pelobates cultripes (western spadefoot toad), 17785 nucleotides long. NCBI's taxonomy places the organism in Eukaryota, Metazoa, Chordata, Amphibia, Anura, Pelobatidae. The record is from the annotation of a GenBank genome assembly.